Molecule: messenger RNA, 1590 nt
Organism: Aspergillus welwitschiae
Lineage: Eukaryota; Fungi; Ascomycota; Eurotiomycetes; Eurotiales; Aspergillaceae
Product: alpha/beta-hydrolase
Exons: 6
Coding region: 1-1590 (529 amino acids)
Source: RefSeq, a predicted model, not a curated record
AUGGUGGCCUUGUUCACUCCAUUUGUCUGGGCAGGGCUUACUGCUCUCGCUCUUGGGGAGUUGUACCCGCCCUACUAUGCAGACUUAUCGUGGCAACCGGCGAGAACGCUAUCCAACUGGUCGAAUUUGACUGUGGAGACACGAACGGGAACCUUUGUUGGCAUGCUGAACGACACAUACCCCAAUGUCCGCCAAUUUCUUCGGGUUCCCUAUGCACAGCCUCCAGUCGGGGACCUUAGAUGGCUUCCUCCUCAGAAAUUAGCCAACUCGUCGAAGCGAAUCGACUCGACACGCUAUGGACCUGCCUGUCCGCAGUAUGUCGCUUCCGGAAGCAGCAUGUGGGCAGAAUACGCACCUCCAAGUCUCCUGCUCAAUAUUGGGGAGGCACCCAAUCAGGGAUCAACUGCUUGGUCCUCCUCAGAAGACUGUCUAUCGCUAGCUGUGUGGACUCCAGCCUUUGCCAAUAAGACAUCAAACCUGCCUGUCGCGCUUUUCGUCACAGGUGGUGGUGGCGUCACUGGCGGAAUCGAUAUUCCAUCCCAGCUGCCGUCAAACUGGGUGUCAAACUCCCAGGAACAUAUUGUCGUAACGAUAAAUUAUCGGGUCAACAUCUUCGGCAAUCCCAAAUCAAAAGCUCUGAAUGAGACAUCGCUGACUUUGUUGGAUGUGCGAGCCGCAGUAGAAUGGGUAGCCGAAAAUAUUCGGGCGUUCGGUGGAGACCCAGACAAUAUCAUGCUAUGGGGCCAAUCACAAGGAGCAGCACUCACUCAUCUGUAUACUCUUGCCUUCUCCGAUGACCCUCGCGUGGCAAAAUUUGGUGUCAUCUCCCAGCCGCCAUCAGUGACAAUCAAUCUCACGGAGACAUCAGAUGUAUAUGAAGACUUCCACAUUGUUGCAAAAGGCCUUGGAUGCAACUAUGAAGACGAUGCGGAGGCUGAGCUGGAAUGCAUGCGCCAGGUAUCAUGGGUACAGAUUGAAGAGUAUAUCAACCGCUACAACGGCACCCGGUCGAUUGCUUUCUCCAACUAUAUCCCCGACGAAAAGUAUAUCUUUUCCAAUGAGACGGCACGUUAUGCCGCAGGUCGGGUCGCACGAGGCCCAGCAAUCCGCUCCGACGCCUCACGGGAACAAGCCAGCACAUCGGUGGCCACGACAAUGGAAGGAGAGGGUGAAUGGGUCUGCACAGCAUACCAGGACUCCAUCCUACGGUCAUCUCUAGGUCUUGACACAUACCGGUAUGAAUGGGCUGGGAAUUUCUCCAAUAUCAGCCCAGUACCAUACCUUGGUGCAUUUCAUUGGUCAGACCUUUUGAUGAUAUUCGGCACAUAUAUGACAGACGCGGGGAAUAUUUCAGCCCUGGAGGUUGCGACAUCAAGGACCAUGCAGUAUUUCAUCUUGGCAUUCAUCAAGGACCCCUCCACGGUCAGCUCCACUGUGGGUUGGCCCGCGUUUAAUGCUUCUGCUCCUGCAGGAGGCCUGAUUCUCGAGUUUGGCAAUGGGACUAGUGUCAGAAAUAUCACAGGUGAUUUCUUAGAGGCUGGAUGCUGGGACUCUGCUGUGCCAUUCAGGAUCUAUGAGCCGAGGAUAUGA